This is a messenger RNA of Penaeus chinensis, 7271 nucleotides long. RefSeq lists its product as uncharacterized. Gene Ontology annotation, cellular component: cytoplasm; nucleus. The transcript is spliced from 15 exons. The coding region runs from base 154 to 6966 and encodes 2270 amino acids. The record is from RefSeq and is a predicted model, not a curated record. NCBI's taxonomy places the organism in Eukaryota, Metazoa, Arthropoda, Malacostraca, Decapoda, Penaeidae.
UGUCGGCCGCCGCCGCAACCGCACUUCAUGUUGUGCUCCGCGGACGGGAGAGGCAUCCGCGUUGGCGGCCCAGAUUUAGCUAUUGUGUGAGACCCUUACGUAAUCCGAAGUUAGUUGGAAACAGAGCAGGCUCAGUAGUCACUUUUUAUAACAAUGGACCUACAAAUAGAGGCAAGUGACGCCUCCAGAAAUGAAGUAGAAGUAGGAGGUGGAGUAAGCGAGGAAAAGCUUGGCAAGCAAUUGCAGGCAGUGGACGUCGGGAAUCAGGAAUGCGGGGAUGCAAAGGAAACCUUGAAGGACUCAGAGGUUAGUGAUAGUGCACGCCAGUCAGAGCGCCCCACCAUGGGUUCGGGGGAGAGCAAGUGUGAGGUGCAGGCCAACGGCGAGGCCCUUGCCAACGGCGUGCGCGAGGAGGGAGCCAGCGGCGGGGACCCCAGUGGAGCCAUCAGCAGCAAAGACUUCAGUGUCGUGCCAGACCCGCAAGAACAGGAGGUUAGUCAGAAUGAAAACGACGAGGAAGAAACAAAUAUUAAAGUUACUGAACUGAUUAAUGAAAUAUUAAACCAGUCAUCUUAUUUAGAAGAUAACAAUCUGAAUGGGCUAGAGUUUGCGGAUACUUUGCCAGGAGAGAUGGAUGCUACAGACCUUAAUAUUGCAGUUAAAAGCUCAUCACAUGUGUUGUACCUUAAUCAUAGAGAGGAAAAUGGUUCAUCACCCGACUCAGAUUCCAAUAUGACCACUGCGAGCGAGGGCUCGUCCACCCCAACAAGCGAGUUAUCUUCAACCUCGAUACACUCAUCUGACCAGCAGAACUUUCUUAAUACACAAGAUGCAAGGGUUUUAACCCACCUGAUAUGCUCUAACAAUUUGGCAGAUCCAGAUUGUAGAAUAGAAGACAAGCUUUCAAAUGAAUGCAAUCCAAAAUUAUUGCUUGAGGUGAGUGUUCCUGAUUGCAUAAAUGACUUAGACACCUUAUCAGUUAAAGAAACCAUAUUAGAAAGUAAUGAUUCCAGUAUUUUGGUUAUGGAACUUAUUGGAGAGGCUGCUGUCCCUCAAACAUCAAAAGAAAAUGCAUCCUUAAAGGGUGGACUGGAUGCUGAGGCCAUAGAUUGUGUGAACUUUGAUGAAGGAAAAGUAAAUCCAGAUGUUAAUAUCUCACAAGAGACAAGUACACAGUCAGAUCAGUAUCACUCCAUUGUAGUAAACAGCUCAGAAACAGAGAUGGCCAAUACUCAACAAAAGGGGCUAGUGGAAGAGUUGGAACCAGUUCGAGAUGUUGAUAUAAGGGAAGCAACAGAAGAUGUAAAGAAUUCUGAGAUAACUGUAAAAGCGGAUAUUCAAACAUUUGCUGAAAUUACCAACUUGUCAGAAAUUACUGAAGUAUUUGAGAACAAAACAUGUACACAAAUAACAAAUUCAGAAAAUAAGGAAGCAGAGGCUGUAGAUGACACAGAUUUUGCAGAUGUCAUUUCUACAGAAACUAGAGCCAAAGAUGUAAAUGUGGCUGGUGCAGAAAUGGAGACUGAAUCAGAAAGAAAUCAGGAAGAGAUAAAUGAAAUGGACCCACCAGAAAUAAGUGAUUCUGUAAACCUUGAAGUAUUUGGUGACCAGGUAAGCACAAGCACAAGUGCUAUUAUUUCUGAUGAGGGAAGGGAUGUUGAAAGUGAAAAGGAAUCCAUGGAGAUGGCAGUAGAAUGUCAUGACAGAGAAUUAGGAGAAGAAAGAAAGGAGGGAGAUUUGCUUAAUGAGACUGACAAUCAGAUGGCAAUGGAACAUAUUACUGUAGAACCAGAAAAUUAUGUGGAGAAGAGUGACAUCACUGAGGCAGUUACUGCUCUAGAAACUCUUUCCUUAUCUGUAGAACCUGAAAAAUCUAUUCAGAGAAUUGAGAGUCAAUCAGCAGAGAGUUCAGACUCUGAAAAUACAAAUGUCAUGAAACAAAAUGAUACAGUUAAUAAUGAAUGUGAUGUGAAAGUUCUUUGUGAAGUUGAUAAAUCACAUGAAGUUAAUGAGUCAGCAGAAUUAUCAAGAGAAAUAAAACCUGUCAUAACUUCUGACAAGAAAGGAAAAGAAGAAAAUAUAGCUUCAGAGUAUGAUUGUGCCUGUAGAAGAAAUGAGACUACAGAGGAAGGUGGGAAUGUUAUGGUGGGAGUGUGGGCUGAAUUGCGGUCUUCUCUCCGGCAACUACACCGCUCUAUGAUACCACAGUCUUCCCAGGUGCUGAUUCAGCGUUCCAGGCCUUCCAUCAACAGGAUAAAAGCAUUGGCUAAUAUGUUGGUGAAUCAUGAUGCACAUCAGUUGUACCUUCGUAUCAGUCAUUUGGCCCAUGAACUGUGUAUUGAAUUAAAGGUACGUCUUCUAGCAACCAUUCAUGAUAGCCCAACACCAAAAGAAGCCACAGCUUUUAUACAGGGUAUCUGCGACUCUUACCAGUGGGUGAUGAGUGUUUGUGAAGCACUCCACCCUGCACUAGAACGUUUAGACUCGGAACACCUUAGUCGUUUCAAGCUCAACUGGGUGACUGUGAACAUGCACGUCUUCCACUCUACGAUAUUAACUGAUCCUGAUGUACAUGACUAUGCACAGAUCUGUAAAGAGAAGCUUAGAGAAACCCCAGGAGGUGAGGAUGUGUUGAGUUGUUUGGCAUCACUUCAUCGUACUUUAGCUGUAGCAGAAGCUGUUUGGGUACGUGCAGAUACACUCCUUCAAGAAUAUGCAAUUGAAAGAGCUGCUCUCAGUGCUCGACGGAGACAGUUACUGGCAGAUUGGGAACAAUUUAAAGCCCAGCAACGAACUCAACAGCAAGAAGCUGCCAAGGCUGGUGUCCCAAAUUUAGUGUCAACAUCGGCAGCACUUAGUGAGGAUGGUGGAGCGCAGUGCCCUUGUGAUGAUUGUGUUAAUGGUCGAACUGGGCAAUUAGAAGGCCAGCCCUUGUCAACCAAUGCACGCAUUGCUCUCUCAACCCCAGAUGUUCGCUCUCCAUCCAGUUGUGAAUGUCAUUUUUGCAAUGCUUCUAUGGCAGCUGCUACAAAUGAAGAACCUGUUUUGCCACCAUCGUCUGGAAGUUCACUGCCACCUCUGGCGCAGCCACAGCUGUCUUUGUAUCCACACAUUCAUAACACACCACCUGGAAGUGAUAUUGUUGGGACUGGUCAGUCAAGAGAAGAACUGGGACCCAUUCCGCCUGCACCAUCUACAAAGCCUCCCAUCACAACAAAUCCCUACUUGGGAAGUGACCUUUUAACUGAACAGCUAAUGAGGGAAUGGGAGUUAGUAUAUGGGGAUGCCCUCACACCACCUGGAUCACACCCAAUUCUGCCUCCUCCUCCUGAUGCUGUUAUCCAGCAUUAUGAAGGUGAUCCAUCAAGUCUAGUGAGUGGUGUGGAGACAAUGCGUAUCAGUUCUUCUCGACCCUCCUACACCCGUGCCAUGGUGGAUCCUUCCAUGCCAUAUGUGCCUGACUCCUGCACCACUGCUCGUGCACAUACUACCAUUCUGCCCAGCUCCCAGCCUUCAGCUUAUGCUGCUGACCAUACUGUAUCCUCUGCCCAUUCUGUGGCUAAAGUUCCUGUAAGCAGCAGAAGCAGUACUCCUAGUUGUGAGGGCAAUGUAUCAGCCAUCAUACCAGAUGUAAUAACAGCUUCAGGAAAGAGCUGCUGUACGACCAGCAACACAACAAGUGUCAUUACCCAUACACAUGCUCAUCAUACUCACACAACUGCUACUGCUCAGAAAGGUAAAUGCUUGGGCAAGGUAGAGGAAAUUAGAAAACGACAAUUGGAUCGUGCAGAUACUUCAACUAGCAGAGAAAGUGUAGGGGAAAGUGAAACUAGUGGUGGAGAUGAAUGGAGUAGUGGAGAUGAGACGGACUCCUCAACCACAGUAUCUUCCACUCAUCAGGAUCCUCACUGUGACUGCUGUUAUUGCCACAUGCUCCACCAUAAGCAGGGUGGCGGCCGGCAGAAAUAUAGUGACAGAAGAGAGAGAUUACUCAAAAUCUUAUCCCGUAAGAAAAAUGCUCGCAACAAUGCUGUGUGUCCUAACGCUACCACAGCAAAUGCAGUUACAGCUGUUUCUGAUAAUACUGAAGUCCCUACAAGCACAGGAGGGACACCACUUGGAGGGCAGAAUAUAGAUAAAAUUAUGGAUUAUAUUGAAGGCAAUCAGACAGAUGAAGCAAAACGAGCUAAGAAAGCAGCCAAAAAGGCUCGUCAGAGGCAAAAGAAGUUAGCAUUGAAAAAGGAGAAGAAAGAAGAGGAAAAACUUAAACUGGAAAAUAAAAAGGGGGAAUGUGAAGAAGAGGAGGAGGAGGUUGAAGAUGGACCUUUGGCUGAGCUAAGAAGACGAGCUCCAGACGUGACCAUCACUGUUGUCCGACCAGGCCAGCAGACAUCACGCACAACCUCAUCUCCUCAAAUGGCUUUUCAGCGACCACGUGAUCCAUCCCCUCCUGCUAUGGAAGUCUAUAAACCUCCACAAGCAAAACUUGUACCUUCACUAGCUCAGUCAUCUGAAGAACUUUCAUCGCAGUCUCAAUCUUCCUCAAGAACUAUUCUACAUCCUUCCCGGCAUUCUACCCAAGGGAGGCAACCACAAUCUCAACCUGGCAAGCACUUUGCAGCAUCUGCCCCAAGCUUCAGCAAUCGUGAAUCUGCUGAGCGUGCAAUGGCUGGUGGGGGUGAACCAGGAGGCCUUAGCAAUAUCUUGAAGGCGAUGGACACAUCUGGAAAAGAAAAAGACAAAGGGUCACAAAUGGUAACCAUAAGAAGGGUAAUGGACCCUAAUAGUGCUGAGCCGACAGUUACCAUCACUCUGAAAGGAGAACAACCAGAAAAAGAUAAAGUGCUCUUUAAACUUAUUAAUGGUCAAGCUGUGGCAGGUAAUGGAGGAUCUGGGCAAGGAGGGAAGAAAGGCAGUAAAUCCCAGAAGAAUUCAAAGCCUCAAGCUCAGCCCCAUUCCAAGGCUCAGCCCAAACUCCAGCCCCAACCCCAACCCCAACCCCAACCCCAACCGCAACCCCAACCCCAACCCCAACCCCAACCUUUUGAACCAAUAGUGCCUGAAGGACUGGAUCCAGAAGAGUUAAGGAAACUAAAGAAAAGGCAGAAGAAAGAGAGACAGAGGUUGAAAAGGCAGCAAGAGCAGAUGCAAGAACAGGAGAAGGGUCAAUUACAGCAGCUGGAGAUACAGAAGCAGCAGGAAUUUCUAAGGCAGCAACAAGAGCAAAUUCACCAGCAGCAGCUAGCCCUGCAGCGGCAACAGGAGCAACUCAUCAAGCAGCAACAACAGCAACAGCAAACACAAAACAGUAAUUCAAAGAAAAAUAAAAAGAAAAACAAAGGAGGAAAAAAUGUAACUAAUAGCAAUAAAAACAAUAAUAAGAAUGGUGGAAACAAAGGUAAUAGUAAUGGAGUGUCAGCUUUGGUGUAUGAUGGAGACAAUAUGGCUCAGUCAUUUAACCUGCCCCCUGGAGUAACCAUAAAUAAAGUAGCUGGACAGCCAGGAAUGGUUACAAUAUCCAAUAAUAUGGGAGGUGCCUUUUCACAACCUUUCUUACCGAAUCCAAACAUUUAUCCUAGUCCAGUUGUCCAGGGCUUCCCGAUGUCAGUUGCAAAAAAUUCACAAUUACCUAAUUCUUACAACAGUGCCCAUACUCCAAGUCUCAGUUGGAAUAGUGCUAUUGAUAAAGCUGGUAGUUACCCAGAUAAGGAUAAUGUAAUUGUAGUGGAUACAAACAAUAGUUUCUUAGGGGCAAAUUCAUCACCUAACAGUAAGACUGCAGAUCCAGAGGUGUCUUCUGAAGAAAAAAUUAUGAUGGCUAUCAAAGGUUUAAUUGAGCCUAGUUCUCUCACUGCAUCACAAAGGAAGAAAUAUAAGAAGAUGAAGAAGGCAAUACAGGAGGAGGAGGAAGAGGAGAGGCAGAAGCAGAAAGAGGAGGAUGAUCUUAUGGAUCAGAUGUAUAAUUUGGCCAGUGGGAAUUGGACCAGGAUCAACGAGGAUAAAACAAACCACUCACAGGGGAAGAACCAAAGUAAAAAGAAUCAAAAGCAAAAAGAAAACAACAAGAAGCAAGCUUCUCAGACAGCUAACAAUAAACAGAAUGCACAGCAGAGUGCAAAGAAUAAUAAACAACAAAUGGCACAGGAGAGCCAUCAGCAAAAACAGAAGCAAAACAGCAAAAAUAAUACUAAACAAAGCAACAAAGAUAACACAUUGCAGAAUAUAACCAAUCAGCCAAAGAAAGAAUCUGUAUCCAGUGCCAGAGAGAAGGGCAAACAGCAGUCACAUCAUCAGGAAGAGAACAGACAAUCCAGUCAACAGAAACAGGGGCAGAAGAAAGUGACAGAAAACCAACAAAAGAAAACCCAACAGCAGAAACAAGCUCAACAACAGAAGCAGGACAAGCAGAUGCACCAUCAACAGAACCAAUCACAGCAUCAGAAGCAGCAACAAAAACAUGAUCAAAAGCAUCAGCAGCAACAAAAGGGUAAACAGGAAAAGCAUGGCAUGUCAAACAACCAAAAGGUAGACCCAAACAGCAUUGGAAAUUACCCUAACAGGAUUGGGUAUGACCCUCAAGAUAUUGCACAUGAAGCCCGCUAUGCUCAGUACUUAGCUGCCAAUGCCAAUACUCUAGCUAAAAUGAAUUAUAGUACUUACAAUGGCAGCAUUACUGGGGAACAGGGCCAGGAUCAGUACUUGAUAACAGAGGAAGAGAAGCUUAUCACCAAAAAGAAAAUGAAAAAGAAAGGCAAGAAAGGCCAUCUUGAGGACAUGACCAUUGAUAGUGUGUUCACCCCAAAGGAUGUUGCUGAGGGAGAAUUAGAUGAAACAGAAAGGGAUGUAGAGGCCUUCAAACGUUUUUGCUUUAAUAAUGUUCCUCGUCACUCUGGGGAAAAACCCAAAGUGAAUUUUAAUGUUAAAGACAUUAUGAUCAAGAAGAGGCCCUGCAAUGGCAACCUUUAAUAUAUGUCAGUCUUUUAGAUACAGAUGUAGUUUUGAAACCAUUAUGAUGAAGUGAAUAUACUUGGUAAAUGUAAAUAGGAGGAUACCAAAAAGAAGUUUGUUCUGAAUUCAGCUGUUCCUUGUGCAAAAUGUAUUUAUUAGUUGUAUAAGUCUGGUAUAUACCACUGACCAGACCAAAUUUCAUUUAGUUAUAUUAAGAAAAGAUCUUGUGAUGCAAGAUGUGUACUUUAGGCAUCAUGAGCAUUGGUGCUUCAUUUGAAAAUGACACCAGUGAUUAUUAAAAAGUAAAUUUCAUUUGUUCUCAU